Molecule: messenger RNA, 1498 nt
Organism: Lactuca sativa (garden lettuce)
Lineage: Eukaryota; Viridiplantae; Streptophyta; Magnoliopsida; Asterales; Asteraceae
Product: ADP/ATP translocase 1, mitochondrial
Biological process (GO): mitochondrial ATP transmembrane transport; mitochondrial ADP transmembrane transport
Cellular component (GO): mitochondrial inner membrane
Molecular function (GO): ATP:ADP antiporter activity
Source: RefSeq, a predicted model, not a curated record
UCUCACACAUCAAACCGCACUAUAUAACCGUCCUUCCUGCGUUUUGCCGCUUCAAAUUUCUUUCGUCUCAUUCAUAUUCAACCGUCAACGCCACAUCUCCUCCUUCGUCUCCGCCGCCGUCGAACUCCGAGGAAUUCUCUAUUGUGAGCACAAUGACCGAUCAGAAUCGACAUACAGCCGUUAUUAGUAAAGUAGCUAGCCGAUUACACCUCUCCCAAGAUGUUCGAACUCAUUAUAGUGCUUUUCAAAACCCUGCUGCAACUCAGAGACAAAUCACAUAUGGAAAUUGCCCAACUCCAGGGUUGCAGUCAUUGGUAGCUGCAAAUCCUUCUCCAGUUUUUGUUCAAGCUCCAUCUGAAAAAGGUAUGGCCGGAUUCGCGAUCGAUUUUCUCAUGGGUGGAGUUUCAGCAGCCGUUUCCAAAUCAGCAGCUGCUCCAAUUGAGCGUGUGAAGCUUUUAGUCCAAAACCAAGAUGAAAUGAUCAAAUCCGGUCGUCUCUCCGAACCCUACAAAGGCAUCGGAGAUUGUUUCUCAAGAACAAUCAAGGACGAAGGAGUCAUGUCGUUAUGGAGAGGAAACACUGUUAAUGUCAUCCGUUACUUCCCAACUCAAGCUCUUAACUUUGCAUUCAAGGACCAUUUCAAGAGGAUGUUCAACUUCAAGAAAGACCGUGACGGAUACUGGAAAUGGUUCGCCGGAAACCUCGCCUCCGGUGGCGCCGCCGGUGCGUCGUCUCAGAUCUUCGUUUACUCUUUGGAUUAUGCCAGAACUCGUUUAGCAAAUGAUGCUAAAGCUGCGAAGAAAGGAGGAGAGAGACAAUUCAAUGGGUUAAUUGAUGUGUAUAGGAAAACCAUUGCAACCGAUGGAAUUGCAGGGUUAUAUCGUGGAUUCAACAUUUCAAUUGUUGGAAUCAUCGUGUAUCGUGGUUUGUAUUUUGGAAUGUACGACUCAUUGAAGCCCGUUCUUCUCACCGGAUCUUUGCAGGAUAGUUUUUUUGCAAGCUUUGGGCUUGGUUGGGUGAUCACAAUCGGUGCUGGUCUUGCAUCGUACCCAAUUGACACUGUUCGCAGAAGAAUGAUGAUGACAUCGGGUGAAGCAGUUAAAUACAAGAGCUCUUUGGAUGCAUUUUCUCAAAUUAUAAAGAAAGAGGGUUCAAAAUCAUUGUUCAAGGGCGCAGGUGCAAAUAUCCUGCGAGCUGUUGCUGGUGCUGGUGUUCUUGCUGGUUAUGAUAAGCUUCAGGUUAUUGUUUUCGGUAAGAAGUAUGGUUCAGGAGGGGCCUGAUUCAAGAUUAGUGUUAUGUUAUUGUUGGAUAGUGAUGAAAAUUUUUAGUGGGUUUUGAAUAAAAAAAUUUGGGUUUUGGAUGGGAAUUUUAGUAGUUCCUGAAAUAUUUUUUUUAAGAGGUUAUUUUAGUAUGGUUUUGUUGUAUACCAUUGAUCAUUGUUCAAUUUUGUUUCUGUUUGUAUAAAAUGUUUGAAUGAUUUAUGUUGUUGGAAACGAAA